This is a messenger RNA of Mycosarcoma maydis (corn smut), 1509 nucleotides long. RefSeq lists its product as uncharacterized. Gene Ontology annotation, molecular function: hydrolase activity. The record is from RefSeq and is a predicted model, not a curated record. The transcript has a single exon. Bases 1 to 1509 code for a protein of 502 amino acids. Lineage: Eukaryota; Fungi; Basidiomycota; Ustilaginomycetes; Ustilaginales.
AUGUCUUCGGCCGUAUCAUUCGAAACCAAGUCGACGACUGCGUCAAAGAGCAGCUCGUCGCUGGGAAGCGACAAGCGCCAGGUGGAUCCCAACGUGCUGGCCGCUAUCAAGCGCGCUGCGCCGCCCAAGCCCAAGGUAUUGCUCCCGCUGUUGCGACUGUUGCUCUUCCAGAUCUAUUUUCUACCUACGUCGUUGAUCACCAUCCCGCUCUACAUGCUGCGCUGCCUUUUGCCGCGCUUCCGUCUGAAUCCAAACUGGGGCUUCAUCUCGGCCGUCUACAUCAUGGUGGUGCGACGUGUGAUGCGCAACCUUAUUCGGUUUGGCGUGCAGCCCAUCACGCCACGCAAGGGCGGUCUUCGCGACCGCAAUACGCUCGUGGCUACUGUGGUUUCGUGCCUGAACCUUUCGGGGCCUGGUGGCUCGGUGGUGCUCGCCAAGGAAAACAUCAAGGCUCUCAAGCUCAACGCUUUGCACGGACGUCCCGACAAGGUGUGGAUCCCGCCGGCGGGUCCCGAGUACCUCGACGGCAUUCUGGCUGUCAAGACCGGUCCCAACGACCGACGAAAGAUCGUCACGGACGCUUACACCGGCCCACCUUUGCUGGAUGCAAAGUGGCUCAAGUGGAGCGUACGUGCGCUGUGGUUCACGCACAAGCCUCACACAGUGCCUCCACAGCCGCGCUCUGCCACCAAGCUCCAGCGUCCGGUGAUCUGCUACUUCCACGGUGGCGCGGGUGUCACUUUCAAUGCGGGUGACUUGCACAUGGGCCAGAACCUCGCCAAAACUUUUGCUCGCUCGGCGGGCAUCGAUGUGUUCUCGGUCGACUACAACCUGGCUCCCUUCGCGCCUUCGCCAGUGCAGCUGUACCAGGGCGUGUCGGCGUAUCUCUAUCUCAUCAACGAGCUGGGCUACGCGCCUGAGCAGAUCUAUAUUGGAGGCGAUAGCCACGGCGCGUGGAUGACGCUGCAGCUCGAGCGCUACCUGCGUUCGUACAAGCAUCUGCUGUUUGACAAUGCCGAUUCGGUCAAGUUUCCAGGUCUGGUGCUACUCUCGCCAUGGCUCGCACCCGAAGACUUGUCGUUCAAGAGCCGCGAGGGCAACGUCGGGCGCGACAUUAUCAGUCUUUCCUACGAAGAAUGGGGCGUGUCGGCACAGGGUCUCAAGAAGCUUCCGUUCCCGUUGUCCGACCCCUGGUGCACGCACACUAACAAGACGACUGCCGAAUUUGCUGCACUACCACCGUGCUUUAUCGCCAAUGGAGGAGGCGAGACGCUGCUCGACGAGGGUCAGCACUUCACCAAUUCGCUUCGCAAGGCAAAGGGUCUACCCACUUCGACUUCUAACCACAGGAUCGUGUUGAGCCCCGGCGAGCUCAACUGCAAGGUGGUGCACCACGUCUUCCCAGAUCAAGUUCAUGAUUUUUACACUGUCGAUACGGAAAUCUCCAAGGCUGCCAAGGUGUACACGCAGAUUGGCACUUGGAUCAAGUUUACCCAGACCCUUGUCUGA